GGAGUGGAUUAGUUUUGGGAUUCACUUAAUCUGAGAGGCUGUUUCGCAAUCGGAUCCCUAGGAAGGGCCAAACUGAUAGAAAUCUGUUUAGGAAGCCUGAUUCACAGAGGCUGCAGGAUGGAGCUGGGCGUCAGAGCCAAGCUGCUAUUGCUGCUGCUGCUUCUGCAGGCGACAUGUUUCAUAUGUGCACAGGUAGAUGAGCAGAACGGCUACACGGCGGUCAUUGAAGUGACCAACGGAGGUCCCUGGGGCGACUGGGCCUGGCCUGAGAUGUGUCCUCAAGGAUUCUUCGCCAGCGGGUUCUCGCUCAAGGUGGAGCCUCCCCAAGGUGGUCCUGGCGAUGACACUGCAUUGAAUGGGAUCAGGCUGCACUGUGCGCGCAGGAACGUCCUAGGAAACGCGCACGCGAUAGAGUCCAAGUCUGGAAGGUGGGGCGAUUGGAGUGAGCCAUUGUGGUGUCCGGGCGGCGGCUACCUGGUGGCUUUCUCGUUUCGCGUGGAGGCACCUCUCCCCUACGGUGACGACACAGCGGCGAACAACGUGCGCUUCUGCUGUUCAGACGGCGAGGAACUGCAGGGGCCUGGGCUGAGCUAGGGAGACUUUGGAAACUGGAGUUUCCCUUGCCCCAAGGGUGUGUGCGGCCUGCAGACCAAGAUCGAGGGGCUUAGAGGCCCCAGCGAUGACACUGCGCUGAACGAUGUGCGAUUUUUCUGCUGCGGCAGUUAAGCGUGGCCACCGCCGCUCUCUCCUGGGCCAGGAGGCUAGUCCCACCUCCUGCUAUUAAAGCUUCUUC
Molecule: messenger RNA, 793 nt
Organism: Saimiri boliviensis boliviensis (Bolivian squirrel monkey)
Lineage: Eukaryota; Metazoa; Chordata; Mammalia; Primates; Cebidae
Gene: VMO1
Product: vitelline membrane outer layer 1 homolog
Source: RefSeq, a predicted model, not a curated record